Messenger RNA from Sycon ciliatum, 3176 nucleotides. RefSeq lists its product as uncharacterized. The transcript has 4 exons. Bases 1820 to 2545 code for a protein of 241 amino acids. The record is from RefSeq and is a predicted model, not a curated record. NCBI's taxonomy places the organism in Eukaryota, Metazoa, Porifera, Calcarea, Leucosolenida, Sycettidae.
AUAAAAAAAUCUCGCUCCCGCUCAGGGGGGACCAAGUUUGGUUGUGGCGAACCGAAAGAGGACCCCUCGGGCUACUCGAAACUACUUUUGGGUAUCCCCGGAGCUGGGGCUUUCGUGCGGAGUAAGCCCUUUUGGUUCCAAUUUUCGGAACGACCCCAAGUGCGCAGUUGUCGUCUCCUGCAAUUUUGAGUACGCGGAGAGCCUGCUCAAAUUUGAAUUUCGCUUUCACGUGGCGCGGCACGUGGGGCGGCACUGCAGAACUAGAAGAAAUUGAAGCAGUCGGAUACAACAAAGAAAGCCGAAAAGGGCUUACUCUACACGACCAACCGAUCCAUGGCGACUGUUUCGGGUAGCCCAAGGAGUGCUCCUUCAUCCUUGGGCAACCAUACAUGUCUCCCUUCGACUGAGCACGCAGGUUAGGGAAACGAUAAUGUUUUACUGCGCCAGAUGAAGGAAUCGUCGAGAUAGAGAAGUUUUGGUGACUGACAUAAUUAUAAGCAUAAAUUAUAUCUCCCAGAGGCGAUGGCCUGUCGAGGGAUAGAGAUAUGAUAUGGACACUGGAGUAUGGAAUCAGUUGAUCCGAAACCCCGCCGGAACACUCGGCAAUCUGUGCAGGCCCCAAUUGUCGAGCCAGGCCGUCAAACCUGCAUUUUCUGCGGCUCUUUGAAAAAGAAGAUUCCAGGCAAAAGCACUAAGCAAACAACGUCGCUCUUGCAAUCCGAGGAUGGCGAGCAAACCCUUCGUGCCGCUGCCGAGAUCAGGCAGGACGACAAGAUCUUGAUAGCAAUAGGCUCGAGUUGCUUGAUAGCACGCGAAGCGUACUAUCAUAAGUAUUGCUACCGAGAAUAUACUCGGGCCAAAACACUUGCUAGGCUGCAAGAUCAGGGCGAGAGCGCAGCCACUUGUGCGCCUGUUGCCAGUGCGGGCACCGAGAUUGAUAAAGAUUUUUUUACUGAAGUAGAAACGCUGCUGUUUGUGGAAUGUUUGGUUCGGACCGUCAGUGACCUGACUCGAUUGUUCAAUCAAGUGUCCAUAGAAGGGACAGCGCUAGCGAGAAACGAAAGAGUCAAGGGACUACUAAUGGAUAAGUAUGGCGAGUCCAUAACGUUCUCUCGUCCCCGCGCACGGAAUAAAUCCGAGUUGGUUUACGCCACGGAACGUGCACCAGUGAUAAUAAAAGCACGACUGUAUGACAGGGACGCUGCGAGCGAAAGCGAGAGUGAGGAAUCUGGUGACAGUCCUAGUGCUAGCGCCUGUGAGAGCCAAGAGGGUAUCGCUAGUACCACUACCAGUAGGUCUACCAACUAUGGAACAAGAGCACCCAGACGCCCCGCUGAAGUGGAUGUGCACCAGACUGUUAUUAUGCAGGACAGCAUACGUCUGGUAUACCAUUCGGCUAGGCUCCUGCGGAAUGCCUGUCAGCAACAGGCAGAGAGUUUCGACACUACAAGCACAAGUCCUGGCAGCAGCACUGGUAUGAUUUCAGUGAAGCAAGCUGAGCAGUGCAUUCCUGCCCUGCUCCACAAUUUCCUUGUGUGGUUUUUGAGCUCAGGCCAGCAUGACAAUAUACCAGCAGCAUCCAGCAAGCUUGAAGUUGAUUCCACGCUCAACCGCUGUGUGAUGUCCUUUGCACAGGACCUAGUGUUCCAGUGCACAACUAUCGUGCCACCAAAGCAUGUUGCUCUUGGUUUGGCUGUACACCAUCUGUACAGAAGUGAACGACUUGUGACCAUACUGAACAGAUUUGGCCACAGCAUUGCGUACGCCCAGGUGCUGGAGAGAGAGACACGGAACCGGUGUAAAGACUCGCUACAUCCUGAUGAAUGCUAUCAGCGAGAAGUUGGGCCAAGCUGUUUGUGAUGCUCUACCUGGCUUUCAUGCUUUUACGGGCUGUGACACAACAAGUGCCUUUGCAGGCAGAGGCAAGAAAGGUGCCUUCAAGCUUCUGUGCAACAACUCCCCGGAGAGUGCAGCUGCCCGCUUGGCCUUCAGUACUUUGGGUGCAGCUUUUACACCACUUGCCACCGAUGUCAUCGACGCCCUAGAGAAGUUUGUCUGCAUCAUGUACAACACCACGUGUUCCCGGGUCAAUGAUGCCAGGUACCAGCUGUUUUGCACAAGGAGUCUGCAAUCCAACCAACUGCCACCCUGCAAUGACGCCCUUCUAAAGCACUGCUGCCGCUCCAAUUACCAAGCUGGUAUUUGGAAGCGAUGCCUCUUGUCACAUGUGGAUGCACCAUCACCGAAUGAGAAAGAACAAGGCUGGCACCUAGAAAGCAAUGGGACAUUGGCAGUUGACUGGUUAAGCCUGCCACCUGCUCCAAAGUCAAUCCUAGAGUUCCUCCGGUGCGGGUGCAAAACUGGUUGCAGCAGUGGCAACUGUUCGUGCCGCCGGCAUAUGCUGUUGUGUACAGAUGCUUGCACCUGUCGGCACCACUCUUCAGUAGUAUGCACAAACUACCCAGAGCAGCAUGCAGCAUUGCCUACGACCCAACACAUCUCACCUGAAACUGAUUUGGUCUGCAGUGACACAGCUCAUGACUGAUAGCAGCCAGCCAACCGUAAGGAUUCGGGACUGACAAACUUGUUGAGCAAUCAUGUGCAUGAUGGAUAGCAGCCAGCUCUAGAGUGUCCCACCACCUCUGGGAUAUCUUGCAACAAAUCUUAUGACAGAUCUGUGUCAGCAUCAGUGGAUGCCGGAACUGUCUUUCUUUGGCCGACAACCGCAUCCCGCAGCACGGGUGAUAGCACAUCUUCUUCUUAUCAUAUUAUCUACAUGACUGUAAUAUUGUCAUUAUAAUUUAACCUGUACCUUCAUUUUAAAUUGUUUCCAGAGGACCUAUGAUCUUCUUACUGGAGCUCCUAUACCAGAAAAGUUAGGCAUGAAAUAUGAUCGGAAUGUCCGGAGACCCAUGAAAGCGUGACAGUAAUAGUAACUUUACAGAUUAUGCCAGUACUAAGACUUUAUUAUUAUAAUCAGAGACUUCAUGCUAGGAAAUAAUAAAUUAUCCUUCUAGUGUACUUGUCCUAUUUCCUAUUUUGUGCAGGCUCCUUGUUGUAUAAUAUGUUCUCAAAUGUGACAUACAUUAUUACAAUGUAUUACUAUUGUGAAAUGACCCAAAGGCAGUAUGCCUAUCGAGGGGUUCAUUUGAUUGAAAGAACAGUACUACUACUAG